This is a messenger RNA of Eutrema salsugineum, 3088 nucleotides long. Its product is annotated as glutamic acid-rich protein. Gene Ontology annotation, biological process: mitotic sister chromatid cohesion; DNA repair. The record is from RefSeq and is a predicted model, not a curated record. Gene Ontology annotation, cellular component: nucleus; chromatin. Lineage: Eukaryota; Viridiplantae; Streptophyta; Magnoliopsida; Brassicales; Brassicaceae.
UCAACACAAUGUAGAUGUUCAUUGAAAAUUUCAAAUUAAAAACAAAAAACCAAAAAUUCCUCAAUUUUUCCCUUAAUGAUCGAUCGAUCGAUACAUACCUCCUGCCCAUUUUUUCCCCCUUAAUGAGAUUUAUAAUUUUUUGUAAUCAAGUUAGUAGUAUAAGUUUGUUUUGCAUGUUUAGCACACCACUUAACCUCAGAAACCACCCGAUAGCUCUCUCUGUCUCUCCUUUUAUUGCUCUGAUCUUAGAGCGUUGCGUCGAUUACAGGGUUUUUUGGUGAAAACACAGUUUGAUGUUAGUUUUUUGUUUUCUAGGGUUUUAAAGUUUGUGAAUUUCUGGGGAAGACGAACAAAAUGGCUUCUAUUGUUGGAUUGAACGAUCUUUCGGUAGCGCUCAUCGAGGCUGGAAAUAAUAUACUUAAGCCUCAUUCUUCAACCGACGAGCUUCUUACUCUUCUCGAUGAAACCGAGUCUCUGCUUAGAAAUGUGGAGCAAGAUCAGCCUUUGUCAAUGCAAAAUGCCCUGAUUCCAUCGAAGAAUGCUUUGGUAUCAGUUGACCUCUUAAGCCAUCCUGAUUCUGAUGUUAGGGUUUCAGUUGUGUCCUGCUUAACCGAAAUUCUGAGGAUAACUGCCCCAGAAGCUCCUUACAGUGAUGAUCAAAUGAAGGAAAUCUUCCGGUUGACGAUAGAAGCUUUUGAGAAAUUAGCUGAUGCUUCCUCUCGCAGCUAUGGUAAAGCCAAGUCUGUUCUUGAUAGUGUUUCCAAGGUCAGAUCAUGCUUGGUCAUGUUGGACUUGGAGUGCGAUGACCUCAUUCUACAAAUGUUUCGGAUGUUCUUGAACAUCAUAAGAUCUGAUCAUCCACAGGUGGUGUUUUCGUCGAUGGAAAUGAUAAUGAUUACUAUAUUAGAUGAAACCGAAGAAGUAUCCAAGGAUUUACUCGAUACUCUAUUAUCUAGUGUCAAAAAGCAAAACCAGAAUGUUUCACCAACGUCUCGGAGUCUUGUGGAGAAGGUUCUUAGUAGAUGUGCCCGUAAACUUAAACCAUACAUCAUUGAAGCUUUGAAGUCUACAGGGACCAACUUGGAUAUGUAUUAUCCAGUAGUUGCUUCCAUAUGCCAGAGUGUUUUUGAAACUACUACAGUCCGCAAUAUAGUUAACACAAAGGAAAAUGAGGCAGCUGAAACGAAGUUGGGGAGACAAGUAGCCCCAAGUGAUUCAUUAAAGGACAAAUUGGGGUUGGGGCACUCUCGCAAGGAGAUUCGUUGUAGAAGUAGUUCCAAGAGACCUGUAAGAGAUGAAACUCGACGUAUUAACGUGAAUAGAAAAUUAAGCAACGGAAACAAUUCGUUUUAUUUGAAACAGAGUCUGAAGCAAGGUACAGAUGCAGAAACGGAUAUAGGAAUUACAGGAAAGAGAGGACGGAAACCCAAUUCGUUGAUGAAUCCUGAGGAAGGUUAUGACAUUUCUUGGAUUUCUGGGAAAAGAGAUCCAUUAAAGACAUCUUCAUACAAAAAGCUCCACAAAAAAGGAUAUGGAGGAGAAUCAUCACUUGGAAAGGUAGCUGCCAAGAAAACACCUUUGGCUAAAGAAACUUCCCCAUCCACUAGUAGGGCUCUGUCGGGUUCAGUUAAACGAAGCCGGGUUAAGAUGGAUGAGAGUGAUCAUGAUUUAGAUUCGUUUUCUUCACCGAGAUUGAAGAAAUUGGCAUCAUGCUUCCGAGAUGAAGAGCCUCUUAAGAAAGAAUCAAACCAGGAGAGCUAUGAAACACCAGAAGAGGACAGAAAGAUUGGGAAUUCAAGCAAGAAGACAAGGUCUCAGAAUGGCGUAGAGAAAAGUCAGGGAACAGCAAAGAAGAAGCCAAUUAUAGAACCCAAGAUUGUGAACUCCAGUGGAAAAAGAUCAUCAGCUCGCUCAGAUGCUAAGAAAAAGACUUUGGAAGCUGCAUCUUCGGAUACUCCUGUUCCACAAUCAUCAAGGGACAAGAAGAAGGUUUCUCAAGUUGCAGCUACCAUGGCAGAAGAAUCUGAAGAAACGUCAAAGAGCCAUCCGACGAGGAGACGGUCAGCAAGAAAAGAAGUGGAGUCUGAUAAGAAUGGCUUUGGCGAGGAUUUGGUCGGUAAGAGAGUUAAUAUCUGGUGGCCGCUGGACAAGACUUUUUAUGAAGGCGUCAUAGAGUCUUAUUGUAGUCGAAAGAAGACGCACCGGGUAGUAUAUUCCGAUGGAGAUUCAGAAGAGCUUAACCUCAUUAAAGAACGCUGGGAGUUACUCGAGGAUCUCACUUCUGCCAGUGAGGAUAUGGAAAUUGAUCUGCCAGAGUCCAUUCCUUUAUUUGAUAUAAUGCAGAGGGAGAAGGUCAAGAAAAGCAUAAACGUGGCGGUGUCUGUGGAACCGACUAGUUCCUCAGCUAGAAGAUCCUCCAGUAGAACAGUUGGGAAGAUUGAUUCUGGCAAAAAGAUAAAUAAACAGGUGAAAAGAGGCAAAGGUGGAUCGAAGGCGGCUGUUGUAAGCGAAAAAACAAGAGAAGGAAAGAAUCUUAAAUCGUUGAAAGAGUUGAAUGCUCAAACUGACAGAGCAGAAGAGCAGGAAGUGAGUCGAGAUGUGGACCAUGAAAGCGAAGAUGAUUACUAUAGUGAAAAGCAAGAACAAUCCGAAAACAAAAGUGACGAGAUCCUGAAGUUGGCUGAUACAGAAGCUGAAACUAAGGAAGAAGAGAAACAAUAUCCAAAUUCAGAGGUUGAGAGUGAGAGAGAAGGCUCAGAGUCAGAAGAAGAGCCGAAGUGGAGAGAAACAGAGGAUAUGGAGGACGAAGCAGAAGAGAGAGAAGAAGCGGUUGAUGUUAAAGGGACAAGCACAAGCUUGUCUGAGAUUGAGAAAGAAGAAGAUGAGGAGAGAGACUCAUGAAGGAGUUUAUACAUACUUAGGGCCUUGUGAGGCAAAAACCAUUUCAGAAAGAUUCUUUCUGCUUAGACUCUGUUUUUUUUCUUCUUUGUUACUAGAUUGUUGUUGAACUAUAGUUUGAGAUUUGACGUCGCCUGGUUUGUGUUGUGACAAUGUAUUUUAGAAAGCAUAAUCGUUGUUACUAGUUAAA